AUGAUUGCAGCAACACAUCAAACAAAUGUCCCUGAGGGACCUCAACUUGAUGACCCAACAUCGGAAAAACUGGCGUCAAGUCCCAGAGCCAAUGAUGUCGAAAAGCAAAGGACGAACGAGUCCGAGGAGCUCACUGAGAAACAAUCAGCCUUCAAAAGUCUUGGGUGGUUAGAUCGUUUUCUGGCUUUAUGGAUCUUCCUUGCGAUGGCCAUCGGGAUCAUACUGGGAAAUUUUGUGGAAAAUACAGGCCCUGCAUUACAAAAGGGGAAGUUCGUCGGGGUUUCUGUUCCGAUCGCGGUCGGUCUUCUGGUUAUGAUGUAUCCCAUUCUUUGCAAAGUGCGAUACGAAUCUUUACACCAUAUCCUACGACAGCGUGGUAUCUGGGUCCAGAUUGCAUUUAGUAUCAUUGUGAACUGGAUCAUUGCACCCUUCUUGAUGCUGGCACUGGCGUGGGCUUUCCUACCUGAUGAACCAGAGCUUCGGGAAGGACUGAUUCUAGUCGGAUUGGCUAGAUGUAUUGCUAUGGUCCUCAUAUGGACUGGCCUGGCUGGCGGGGAUAGUGAAUACUGCGCCAUCCUCGUUGCGAUAAACUCACUCCUGCAGAUGGUGCUCUUCGCCCCCUUAGCCAUCUUAUUCAUCAAGGUCAUUGGCAACCCGAGUAGCCAUAUUACGCUCUCUUAUACGACCGCUGCGAAAAGUGUAGCAGUGUUUCUCGGUAUCCCACUAGGCGCGGCAAUCGUCACUCGCAUUACCCUUCGAAAGUUGGCCAGUCCACGUUGGUACGACCAGGUCUUCUUGAAGUGGGCCGGUCCGUGGUCACUGAUUGGGCUUCUCUUCACGAUCCUUGUUUUAUUCGCUUCUCAAGGCCGUCAAGUGGUCCAUCAGAUUGUGUCCGUCAUCCGAGUUGCCGCGCCUCUCAUUGUCUACUUCAUCAUUGUUUUCUUCGUCACUCUUCUCGUGACUUACAAGCUUGGGUUUGGUUAUAAGUUGGCUGCUACUCAGAGCUUCACUGCUGCCAGCAAUAAUUUCGAGCUUGCCAUCGCUGUUGCGGUUGCAACUUUUGGUGCUGACAGCAAUCAAGCACUGGCCUCGACUGUCGGGCCUUUGAUUGAGGUUCCGGUACUGCUUGGGCUUGUCUAUGUUGUCAAGUUUAUAGCCAAACGGGCUGGUUGGAAGGACUGA
Penicillium longicatenatum is the source of this 1182-nucleotide messenger RNA. Its product is annotated as arsenic resistance protein. Gene Ontology annotation, biological process: antimonite transmembrane transport; arsenite transport. NCBI's taxonomy places the organism in Eukaryota, Fungi, Ascomycota, Eurotiomycetes, Eurotiales, Aspergillaceae. Gene Ontology annotation, cellular component: plasma membrane. The transcript has 4 exons. Gene Ontology annotation, molecular function: antiporter activity; antimonite transmembrane transporter activity; arsenite transmembrane transporter activity. The record is from RefSeq and is a predicted model, not a curated record. Bases 1 to 1182 code for a protein of 393 amino acids.